This is a messenger RNA of Cavia porcellus (domestic guinea pig), 1427 nucleotides long. It is a transcript of the gene Cdk5r2, whose product is annotated as cyclin dependent kinase 5 regulatory subunit 2. Gene Ontology annotation, biological process: axon guidance; brain development. The transcript has a single exon. Gene Ontology annotation, cellular component: cytoplasm; growth cone; protein kinase 5 complex. NCBI's taxonomy places the organism in Eukaryota, Metazoa, Chordata, Mammalia, Rodentia, Caviidae. The record is from RefSeq and is a predicted model, not a curated record. Gene Ontology annotation, molecular function: protein kinase binding; cyclin-dependent protein serine/threonine kinase activator activity. Bases 165 to 1283 code for a protein of 372 amino acids.
AGCUGGCGCAGCUCAGACCCGGAGCCGCCAGCAGCUCCUUCCCCUGUUGGUGCACGCGCGGGGGUCGGGGCUAGGCCCCCCACGCCGGGUCCCCCGGGGCUGCAGCAGCAGCGGCGCCGCCCAGGGUGCCCGCCGGGGCCCGGGCGCCGGUCCCGCUCUGCAGGAUGGGCACGGUGCUGUCGCUGUCCCCCGCCGCCUCGGCCAAGGGCCGGAGGCCCGGCGGGCUGCCGGAGGAGAAGAAGAAGGCGCCGCCCGCGGGGGACGAGGCGCUGGGGGGCUACGGGGCGCAGCCGGCGGGCAAGAGCGGCAAGGGCGAGAGCCGGCUCAAGCGGCCGUCAGUGCUCAUCUCGGCGCUCACCUGGAAGCGCCUGGUGGCAGCAUCCGCCAAGAAGAAGAAAGGCAGCAAGAAGGUGACGCCCAAGCCGGCGAGCGCCGGCCCCGACCCGCUGGUCCAGCAGCGCAACCGCGAGAACCUUCUCCGCAAGGGCCGGGACCCCCCGGACGGCGGCGGCGGCGGCGCGACCAAGCCCCUGGCUGUGCCGGUGCCCACCGUGCCCGCGGCCGCCGCCGCCGCCUGCGAGCCCCCGGCCGGGGGCAGCGCGGCCGCCCCGCCGCCCGGCCCCGGAGGGGGGAAGCCGCCGCCGCCGCCGCCCCCCGCCCCGCAGGCGGCGCCGCCCGUGCCCGGGGGCUCCCCGCGCCGGGUCAUCGUGCAGGCGUCCACCGGCGAGCUGCUGCGCUGCCUGGGCGACUUCGUGUGCCGGCGCUGCUACCGCCUCAAGGAGCUGAGCCCCGGCGAGCUGGUGGGCUGGUUCCGCGGCGUGGACCGCUCGCUGCUGCUGCAGGGCUGGCAGGACCAGGCCUUCAUCACGCCCGCCAACCUGGUGUUCGUGUACCUGCUGUGCCGCGAGUCGCUGCGCGGGGACGAGCUGGCGUCGGCGGCCGAGCUGCAGGCCGCCUUCCUCACCUGCCUCUACCUCGCUUACUCCUACAUGGGCAACGAGAUCUCCUACCCGCUCAAGCCCUUCCUCGUGGAGCCCGACAAGGAGCGCUUCUGGCAGCGCUGCCUGCGCCUCAUCCAGCGGCUCAGCCCGCAGAUGCUGCGGCUCAACGCCGACCCCCACUUCUUCACGCAAGUCUUUCAAGACCUCAAGAACGAGGGCGAGGCCGCUGCCGCCGGCGCCGGGGGUCCCCCCAGUGGGGGCGCGCCCGCCGCCGCCCCCUCGGCCGCCAGGGACAGCUGCGCGGCCGGAGCCAAGCACUGGACCAUGAACCUGGACCGCUAGGGAACGCGGAGGCCGCGCUCGCCCGCUGCCCCAGCCCCCGACGCACGCUGGGAAGCUCCCGGGACCGCGGAGCCGCCGCCUCGAGCGCGGGCCGGGCCGGGGAGAAGCGGCGGGAGGUGGAGGCCCGCACGUCGGGGGAGGCCG